Molecule: messenger RNA, 7207 nt
Organism: Acinonyx jubatus (cheetah)
Lineage: Eukaryota; Metazoa; Chordata; Mammalia; Carnivora; Felidae
Gene: RBM11
Product: RNA binding motif protein 11
Exons: 5
Coding region: 36-749 (237 amino acids)
Biological process (GO): regulation of alternative mRNA splicing, via spliceosome
Cellular component (GO): nucleus
Molecular function (GO): single-stranded RNA binding
Source: RefSeq, a predicted model, not a curated record
GGUGCCUCCUCUAUCCUCGGCCCGAGACCGGAGGGAUGUUCCCUGCUCAGGAGGAGGCCGACAGGACGGUGUUUGUGGGGAAUUUAGAGGCCCGAGUACGGGAAGAGAUUCUUUACGAGCUGUUCCUUCAGGCUGGGCCAUUAACCAAAGUGACUAUAUGCAAAGACAGAGAAGGAAAGCCGAAGUCUUUUGGAUUUGUCUGCUUUAAACACCCUGAAUCAGUGUCUUAUGCCAUAGCUUUGCUGAAUGGAAUUCGUUUAUAUGGAAGACCAAUUAAUGUACAGUAUCGAUUUGGGAGCUCUCACUCUUCUGAACCAGCCAACCAAAGUUUCGAGAGCUGUGUUAAGAUAAAUUCACACAGCUACAGAAAUGAAGAAGUUGUGGGCAGAUCUUCCUUUCCCAUGCAGUUUUUUCCAAUUAAUGGUGCAACUUUCCCUCAAGAAUAUUUUUUCUUUCAGAAAAUGUGGCACGCGUAUAACCCAGCACUGCAGCUUCCAUACUACGAGGUGACAGCACCGCUUCCCAGUAGCACGGCCAUGUCUUCUCCCCUAAAUUGUGUUCCAGAUCUAGAGGCUGGACCCAGCUCUUAUGAAUGGACUCACCAACAGCCCAGCGAACCUGACCUUCAUCAGACGAAUAAACGAAAGAGGCAAAAACAAACCAGUGACAGUGACAGUAGCACAGAAAAUAAUAGAGGAAAUGAAUAUAGCCAAAAGUUCCGAAAGUGUAAGAAAAAGAAAAGAUAUUAGGGAUUAUGUUCAAAUAAAAUUUGUCUAUACUGCUCUUCAUUUUCUUUAAAAAAAAAAAAAAACAAAAACACAAACAACCGGUAUUCUCCUAAAUGACCAGUUUCGUGGCUUUCUUGUGCUGUUUGAAAUAUAUAAUAAUAUGACAUCUGAUUUCCUGUUAAUUGACAAAAAUUUUUGUCUUGAAUGACAAAAACUUAAAAAUAAUAUAAUGUAGUAUUUUUUGUAUUUGUAAUAGUAUUUUUGACACAUUGUCAACAAGAAAUACGCUUUGAGUUAUUAUAUUUUAGUACUGAUGAUGGCAUUGCACUAACUUCUCAAUCAGAAGUCACUUCCUGAGCACUUGUGGAUAAGGCACCCUGCUCUCCAAGACUGUUGCCUAUAUGGAGCGGCGGAUUUUCUGAAUGAAAACUAGUGUAAAUAUUUAGGAGUUGCAUGUUGUUCCUAACAAAGAUGGAAAAGCAGGCUUUAGUUUCCUUUGUGAAUAACAUUUUAUCUUUUAUGUCUAAAUAUGGUGUUUCUGAGCCUUACUCUCCUGCAGCUUUAUUUCAUAAAAUGAGGAUACCAAAGGAAAGCUUAUUAUCAUGGGACUGGUUUUUAGAUCCUUCCCUUUUUAUGUAACUGUAUAGAAAUAGGAAUACCUGCCUUACUUCUCGCUUAAUUGUAGUUCAUGAAAAUUAGCUAUGACCGUAUUACCCAACCUCUUUUGUCAGCUGGGUUUGAUAUAGUAUAUUUGACAUACUUAAAUCUUGAUGAUGAACAAUAAAUAGAAUGAUACUUCAUUAAUGUAUAGUAUUUAAUAUUUAUUAUCAAAUCAUAUUUCUUGUCUCUGGUUCAUUUAUUUUAUUUUUUAUUUUAGAGAGAGAAUAGGAGCAGGGGAGAGGGACAGAGGGGGAGAGAGAGAGAGAGAGAGGGGCUCUGGAUUUCCGUAGAAAUUAUAUUUUAAAGCAGAAAGUUCAAAGGACAUCUUUUUUUACAAAGGAUGCUUCUGUACCUCAAGCCUGAGGAAGUUCAGUGAACACAACUUCUCUGGUUUGCAUUAAGUGAUAUUUUCUGAAGUUGAUAGUGAUGAUGUUAUUUGAUCAGAAUGGGUUCUACAAGGUCACGUGAGGCCACAACUGUGGACUAAGUCUACUACCAGUCAUGCCCAACCUGCAAAAAUUACUUCAUGUGUGUGUAGAAACUGCUUUAGCAGAUGAGAUCAAGUAAUCUAUUACCUGGUUCCCAGUAAUAUUUCCUUUUCAGUUUCCAAUACCAUCUUGUUAUAUCAUUAACAGGUAUAAGGGUUAAGAAACACAUGUGCUACUUGCAUUGUAAUUAGAAAACAUAACCAGUAUGUAAGGAAGGAUACAAACUCACAUAUUUCCUGUGUUAUAAACUCUGAGAAUUAUUGGCUUUCAACAAGAUAUAGAACAUCAUCUACUGCAAGGAACCUGGAUAUAACAAUAAUUGUUUCAACUACUGGACCUUGCUUGGGGAGUUUAAUAAAUGAAAACAUACUGUAAGUGAAUACUGUUAAUCAGUCCCAUACACUAUGAAUCCUAAUAAUUAAUGUCUUUGCUUCUAUUUCUAUAUGAGAAAAUUAGUAAUAUCCUGGAUAGGAAAAUAACUUUCACCCCAGCUGCUUGCCCCAGGCUGGCAACAAAUCUUCACUGAUUUUAUCCCACCUCUAAGUUAAUCACAAGGGAAAACAUUGCAGAUUCUCUUGCAUGCCAAUCAAAACCCUUGGAGUUAUUCUAGACAGUUCCUGUCACUCCCAUUUCUAAGUAGUCAUUAACUCCUCAUUGUGACCUUGUUCAGGUUCUCUUCAUUUCCUGCGUGGAGUACUCAUUAAAGCAAAUCAAUCAACAAGGAAUGAUUAUCAUUCCAAACACAGAGUUUGGUGCUGAGGUGACAGACAUCACUGGAAAAGUUUGAUCCCAACAUUCGAGGAGUUUAUGGUCUUCUGGCAUAGAUGCAAAGUUAGGUGAUUUCAGGAUAAUGUUAUAGUAGAGGUAAACAGAGCACAAUAGGAGGGCAUGAGAGUCUCCAUUCCUCAAGACAAUAAAUCCUGGGAGGAAGAAAGGCACUCACCCGAAAACACAGAAAAAAAGGGAGAAUACCUAGAAGUCCAGUUUUCUAUCCUGACUCUCAACUGUUCUCACAUUUUUAGGCCUGCUCUUUAUCCAUCCUUGGAAGAAUGGCUCCAAGUUUUAAACCUGUAUUAGUAAAAUGGUUUGCCUCUUGUCAAUAUCACCCCAACCUCUUAGGAUACAGGAACGUGGGUUAUGCAAUGUAUUUUUUAAAUCAUGUUCUUAUGGAAUAGUGUAGUGGAAAGAGAAAAAUUAAGGUCAAUAACAAAGUUAGAUGUUGAUAACAGCAAACUGCUGAGGAAAAAAGAUAUAUAUAUACACACAUAUAUAUGUAUACACACACACACACACACACACACACAUAUAUAUUUUUAAAGAACAUGUUUAGGGAUUAAAAACUCAAAGCAGGAAAGAAAGCCAUGUGGAUAUCUGAGGAAUGAACACCAGGCAAAGGGAACAGCAGAGUCAAAGACCCCAUGGGGGAAGCAUUCCAGGGAAGAAAGAGAAUAUGGCUAAUAUGGUGGAGGAGGUUGAUCACAGCAGAGAUGUGAACAGAAGAUAAUGGGAACUUACAGGUCAUUGUAACAACCUGGACAUAUUAUUCUUAGCAGGGAUGUCUUGUGGAUGGGGUGUGGGGAGUGAGGGUAGGACAAGGGCAGAAAUAUUGAGACUAUUGAAGUUAUCCAGUCAAGAGGACAUGGUUGUUUGGAUCAAAACAGUAACAAUAGAAGUGGUCAGGUUCUAGAUGUAUUUUAAAGGUAAAGAUGACCAUUCACUAAGCAUUCUAAUCAUGGGAAAGAGGGAAUGAAGGGUAACCAAUGACUCUUAAGGUAUUUGGUUAGAGCAACUAGAAGAAUUACCAUUUACUGAUAUGGGCAAAACCAUGGAGGAGUAAGUUUUAGAGCAAAAUCUGGAGAAUUUUGGACAUGUUAAUUAUGAUUUGCAUGUCAGAAAUCUAAUAGAUAUCAAGAAAUUUGUACAUAUAAAUCUGCAGUCCAGAGAAAGAUCUAGGUUGAAGAUUUAAAUAUUAUAUAUCAGUGGUAUUUCAAGCCUUAAGACUGGAUAAGACCAUCUAGGAAGUGUGUGUAGGUAGAAAGGAGAGGAGCUCCAAGGUCUGUGCCCUGGGUAUUGCCAGUAUUUGUACCAUAGGGAGAUGAGGAAGAACCGCAGUAGAAUGACAAACAGAACAUGGUAUCUGGGAAUCCAAGCGAAGACAGUGUUUCCAGGAGGAAGAAAUAAUUAGUUGUGUCAAAUGCUAUUGAUAGAUCAGGUAAGAUAAGUACUCAGAAUUGGUCACUGGACUUAGCAAUGAUGUUUCAUAUAAGACAUUUUGGUUAAAUGAUUCUGGCACAAGCAUGAUCAGACUGAUUUCGAGUGAGAAUGAGAAAAUAACUAUAGCUAAUGGACUGCAAAAGGAUAAUUUAUUCAAGUUUCUUCCUGUGAAAGGGAGGAGAGAAAGGGACAUAAGGAAGAUACGUGGCUAAGAGAUUUUUAUUGGGUUGGUUAGUUUAUGUUCUUAAAAAUCUAGAGAAUGUCAAAAAUUUUGUUGUUGGCCCUUUUCCCAACUUCUGCUGCUUAAAUAUUUUUUUUUCUUUUUUUAAAUUCUUAUUCUUGUUUUAAUCGGUUUUUGGAGAACGAGGAGAUAAAACUCUGUUUCUCAGUAUGUCAGUGUGUCAGGUCUAAAAGGAAUUUCUAUUUGCUGAUUUUUAAAUCCUUCUUUAUCUUAAGAAUAUUCACUCCUUUUUAUAUAUAUUUAAAUAAUUUUCCAGGGUUUUUUUAAUUUAAUUUCCAGAGCAGAUUUUAAUUUUCAUAUAGUUUGUGGGGGAUAAGCUUAGGAGUGGCCCGGGUUUAUACCAAUGGGUUAACAAGGCAUAAAGAAAUACAAAGUCAUAAAAUGCUCACACCCAAGUUUGGGUAAACCAGAUUGGCACACCAAGAAUAGGGGGUGCAAAACACCCUGAGAAUAGUGAGGUGCAAAGGCGCCAGGAAUAUGGAGGUGCAAAGGCACCCCAAAAUAGAGAGGGGGUGCAGAGUCCCCAGAAUAGAGAGGGAGAGGCAAAGGCCUAAAAUAGGAACGGUGCAAAGGUGACAAAUACAUAGGAAUAUGAAAUAAACGAGAUUAGAUGUUCAGGGUGGAAGCACCCCCAAUUUAGUACUGUGGCAGAAAAGCUGCUUUCACAGUAGGAUAGAGCCAGGUUAGGUAAAUUUUUGAAUUGGACUAUGGACCCUGCACUGCAGGCAAGCAGCCCAGAGCAGAGAUGGUGACCAAAAGAAAAGGUGCCUUGUCAACCCUGAGUUUAUUCCUCCUACCUGCCUCAUGCCCUAGGCUAGCUAAGAUAAACAGAGGUGUUGCCUCACAUCCGCGGUAAACAACCUUCCUCCCAACUGCCCUGCGCCCGGAUUUUGUGUUAUAUUGAUCCAAACCCCCAAACACUGUAUAUCUUCAAAUACCCCCUUUUCCCUCACAUGCCCAAGUUAAUGUUCCCAGUUUCUUUGUCUAUUUGUACAUGCCCAUCACAUUUGUAAGCCUUCUGAUCUGAAUAAAAACAGGGCAAGGACCUCUUGUCUUUUCCCGGACAUCAGCCAUCUCUCACUUUCAAUCCUGCAUCCAGCGCUUUUGCUAGACAAGAGAGAACUUUAGACCCAGAGUCCACGACAUAGUUAAUAUCUUAUCAUACAUAUUAGUCUUUCUUAUAGUUUUGGGGAUUUUUCCCAGAAAGCCUUUCAUAAUCAAAGAUUAAGAAAAAAUCUAUUUUGUUUUAGAAUUUUUCCGAAUUCAAUUUUACACAUAAAUCUUUGAUCGUGGUGUGUUUUUUUAGGAUAUGAAGAGGUAAAAUCUUUAGAUUUUUGUACAAUAUAAACAAUUUUGAAUUUCUUUCGGAAUGCUUGCCGAAGGGUUUUUUUUUAUAUUAAAAUAGUGAUUGUGUUUGUAUGUUAGAUACUCCUGUAGAGGAUACAGUCCUGAGGGAAGGAGGGAAUACUCCCAGUGACCGAAUUUAUUGCCCCCACCGUUGUCAUGGGAGUGUGGAGCAGAAAGUAAGUUAAAGAAGUGAUGCCAGCCUUUUGCACAGAAUAAACAGUGUAGUCAACAAAGGUGACAAGGUAGAGUUUAUGAAGGUGGUGACAUUAAACUUGAAUUUAGAACAAUGAGUGGUAUUUUGAAACAUCCAGAAUGAGGAGCUUAUUUCUCAGCAAAAUGAAUAUUUAGAGGUAAGAAAAUGACAGCACAAUCAGAAUAUGGCAAAUAAAAUUAGAGGAAGUUAAGGAACUGAAGUAAGAUACAGUUGAUGGUGUUUAGAAACUUAAAAGUUAACUAUAGUUUAAGUCAGGGAAAUCUUAAAUAAUAAUAUGACACAGUUUAAAAUAUCCUAGAGGGGCUCCUGGGUGGCUCAGUCAGGUAAGCGUCUGACUUUGGUUCAGGUCAUGAUAUCAGGGUUCAGGAGUUCAAGCCCCACAUCGGGCUCUGUGCUGACAGCUCAGGCCUGGAGCCUGCUUCGGAUUCUGUGUCUCCCUCUCUCUCUGGCCCUCCCCCACUCAUGCUCUGUCUCUCUCAAAAAAAUAAAAACAUUAAAAAAAAUUUUAAAAACAGCUUAGGAAAUAUGUCUGCUUUCAUAAAAUAAAAACAUCUAAGAAAAUACAUGAAUGAACCUCUAAGGAAAAGUAAAUUGUCAGUUGUUAUGCAAGGAGCAGGAUUGUCUGAAAAUAACCCACAUGCCUACUUUGAAAAGGAGCUGGCCAAAAUAAGGAUUCCUGCUGCUGCUUCCAGCCACAAGUGUUCAACUUAAGCUCAAUUCCCUAGGGGAUAAGUGGCUUCCUCCCACCUUUCUCUCUUAGCGGAGACAGCAACUUCCUAUGUGUCCAAGGUCUUUAAGUUCGGGGCAGCAGUGACCCCUGCAAUGGCCCACAGACACAGGCACGCAGCUUCUCACAGGGAAUAAUUGGAGGGCGGUGAACCGUGCCUUCUCUUUUCUUGUUCUAAGUUUCAAUGGAGUCUCCUCUGGAACCCAUCAAUGGGAUGAGGAGAAAUUCAUCCUGAGUCCUAUCACAAGAUAGCUGGUGACUCCAAAGUGACCCAUCUUACAGACAACAAUCUAUAAGCUACUUUCGGAAACCAAAGACACAAAGAUUAAGAAAAUGGACCUUGUUUCCAAACUGUCAAGCUGUGAUAUGUUUGCCUCCCGUAAAGAUACUGGAGUUUAACAUCAUCGGAAGUAGGGGUAUGUAUUCAAGUGGGUUAUCUUUAAUUACCAAGGUGAGUAGUGUUAGGAGGAAAACUUUUCUGCUACCAACUUAGGUGUAAGUAGUCUGGAGCCUGAAAAUUAAAUUGACAAAGGUUAAUUCAGUAAUUUUGUUUGAAAUUAUUUGCCUGAAUAAAUGAAUUUAAGAAAA